Molecule: messenger RNA, 1290 nt
Organism: Aspergillus calidoustus
Lineage: Eukaryota; Fungi; Ascomycota; Eurotiomycetes; Eurotiales; Aspergillaceae
Source: the annotation of a GenBank genome assembly
AUGGCGUUCGUGUCGGAUGAGAGCUCGCACUCGCAGGCCGAAGGUCAACCUCAUCCUCACCCCACGGGCAGAAUAAUCAACGCUUCCGGGUUGCCGCCUCCGACCGACGACACGACCACCGCAGCGGCCAACACCGUUGAUCCUCCCACCACUGCUGCAAUCCCCUCGCCCACGUUUCGCAUCCUCAGCACGAUCCCGUCGGCCUCUUCUGCCGGUGUCCCCCCUCUCCCUUCCAUUCCCAUCCGUGGUCACGAGGGCGGUUUUGUCCAGCCCUCCUCCUACCUCCGAUCACGACGUCCUUCAUAUCCAAUGCCCCCAUCCCAGCCUGAGAGGGCCAUCGAUCGGGAAGAGCGCCAGGGCCUGCGUGCCAUUCGCAACUUCCUCAAGGUCCGCACCAGUUAUGAUGUCCUUCCUCUCAGUUUCCGUCUCAUAGUUUUCGACACGGCGCUUUCGGUGAAAGAGAGCUUGAAUAUCCUCAUUCAGAAUGGCAUCGUUUCCGCACCCUUAUGGGACUCUAAAUCCUCUACCUUCGCUGGUCUCCUGACGACCUCUGAUUACAUCAACGUCAUUCAGUACUACUUCCAGAACCCUGCGGCCUUGGACCAGAUAGACCAAUUCCGCCUGGAUAGCCUGCGAGAGGUGGAAAAGGCGCUGGGCGUUGCGCCUCCUGAGACGAUAUCUAUCGACCCGGAGCGACCGCUAUACGAGGCUUGUCGGCGCAUGCUCGAGUCCCGAGCGCGAAGAAUUCCAUUGGUCACGAACGAUAGUCAAACAGAUCGACACCUCGUUCUCAGCGUCAUUACUCAGUACCGCAUUCUCAAGUUCGUCGCUGUCAACGUGAGUGAUACGCAGAAAUUACGGAAACCUCUAGGAGAGAUUCGGCUAGGAUCCUAUGACAAUGUCGCAACCGCAUCGAUGGACACACCCGUCAUUGAUGUGAUUCAUAUCCUCGUCGAGCGAAGUAUAUCAAGUGUGCCCAUUGUGAAUUCGGAAGGUGUUGUAUACAAUGUUUUCGAAUCGGUUGAUGUCAUCACGUUAAUCAAAGGUGGUGUAUAUGAUGACUUGAGCCUUACAGUUGGGGAGGCAUUGAAAAAGCGGUCUCAAGAUUUCCCUGGCAUUUAUACCUGCUCAUUAAAUGACGGUCUAGACACUAUCUUUGAUACAAUCCGCAAGUCCCGCGUUCAUCGAUUAGUCGUGGUGGAUGAGGCCUUCCGGCUAAAAGGCGUGCUUACACUGAGCGACAUCUUGCAAUAUAUCCUGCUAGAAGGUGAAGGCGACGAAACUUUAUGA